CGACAGCUGGAUCGACCUGAAAUGAAUCUCUCCUUUCAGUCACAAAUUAUCCUUAACCCUAGCCUGCAGUGCGUCUGGUGGGUCUUGUCGAUAAUAUCCUGCUUGAUAAAGAAAAUGCUGCAGAUGAACAGUGGUUCUAUGGAUAUGGAAACAGGAGCAAUGGCACAGGCAGUUAUUUCAGGACUACGUAUGAUGGAUCAAAAUUGAGCGAUCAUGCAUUGCCAAGAAAUCACAAAGAUUAUGCAAACCCAGUCCUCUCUGAGGCACUGAAAUCAGAUUCAUCUUACACAGUGACUGUGCAAUUUGUUAAAAAUCCCUCUGAAUUCUGGGUUCAGACGGAAUGGGCUAUGGAUAGACACGAUGCAAUGCAGAUGGAAAUGUCUGAAAUGUAUUACUGUGGGAGAGGAAAUGAUUUAUCCAUCCAAAGUCCAAAAGUGGGCAUUUUGUGUGCAGCCCUGAUCAAGCGUGGUAUCUAUCGCGCACUUGUCAAAGGAGUCCAUGGCACAAAAGUUCAAGUGUAUUUUGUUGACCAUGGAAAUGAGGGAAUAGUGGAUCAGCAAAACCUCAGGAUUCUCUGCCGUGAUCACCAAACUCUGCAAGCUCUUGCAAUCAAAUGCUCCCUCUCUGAUAUAAGCCCAAUUGAUCAAGACUGGAGUCAAAAGGCAAUAGAUUUCUUUGUGGAUGAGACUAGACAGAUAUUGUUGAACAUGCAUGUUAGUGCACAGUGUCAAGACAAAAACACGAUAGAGUUAUUUUUCAAGACUGCUGGUCUAAAAUCCAUCAAUGAAAUGAUGUGGAUUGAAGGCCUUGCUGUAAAAGAUGUGGCAGAUGACCGCUUUUCACCAAGACCAGACUCUGGUUGCUCCACAGCGGAGGGCUCCGGAGAAGACUGGACAGAGGGGGACAGCAUGAGAAGCAAUGGUACAUGUGAUUUUGUGAAUGGUCAUACCAAAACUGUUCUCAAAGAGAAUUUAUUCACCAUUGGAAGGUCUGCCCAAGUUGUCGUUUCUCACGAAGAGGGGCCAGGUAAAUUCUGGUGUCAGCUAAGUCAGUGUGUCCUCAGUCUUCAGAGGCUGAUGGAAGAGCUACAGAACCACUAUGCGCAAAGCAAGCCUGUGCAGCCUAGUGGACCAGACUGUGUGGUUCUUCACCCCCACAGUAGUUUGUGGCACAGGGGGCGAAUAGUAAAACUCCACUCCUUCCCGCAUGUUGAUGUACAACUUGUCGACUAUGGUAAUACGGUCAGCGUGACCCUUCAAGAGUUGCGGCCUUUAGAUUCAGCUUUUGCAGAACUCAAGUGCCAUGCUUUUCAGUGCAGAUUGGUUGAUGCAACAUGCCCAUCGAAACUGCCCCCUCCAGAAUGGACUGGGUCUGCUGUGACUGAAUUCUGCAAUUUCAUCCAUUCUGCACCAGCGUCCACUCUGAAAUGCACAAUAUAUGGAAUAAUGUAUGAUUCAGAAGGCACUGUGAACAAUCUGGUGGAUCUAGCAUCUUCAUCGUUUACUUUUGUUCAGUCCCAGAGUGCCUCCGCUUCCAUAUCCCAGAGAGACCCAAAAGAGUGCUCGGCUCCUGAAAUGAAGGAAGGGUCCCAGGAAAAGGUCUGGAUAACCUGUGUUAAAGAUGUGCAUCAAUUCUAUGGCCAACUGGUGAGGCACUCUGAUGAAAUUGAAAAACUCAAUGAAAAGAUAGAAUUGUUCUGUCGUCAGCCACAUGGUCUCAAAUGCUCCCUUUCUCCUGGUUCCCCAUGCUUUGCAAAGUACAGUGAUGGUCAGUGGUAUAGAGGACGGGUGAAAAUAACACAACCUAUCCUUUUGGUGCAUUUCCUUGACUAUGGCGACAUUAUAGCUGUAAAACAAUCAGACAUACUCCCUGUUCCUGAUGAUGCAAGUGAGAUCAUGUCCUUUCCAGUUCAAGCCGUGGAAUUUAAUUUGUCAGAUGUGCCCGUAGACACAAACAGUGAAGUCAAUAAAUGGUUUGACAAUAAUGCCACUGGCCAACGCUUCACAGUUAAAGUGUUGGAAAAAUAUCCUGAUGGAAAGUACACAGUGGAUCUCUAUGACGGUAAAUUAAAUGUGAGCAAGGCAAUCAAGGACAAGGCGCAAAGAACAAGACCGGGAUCUCUCAAAGUACCGGACCAUCCUUCACUGCUGCAUGGUCCAUCUACUGCUGGAGAGCACAAAAUGUCAGACCAGAGUGCACCAUUUAUAAACAGGAACCAGCAUAAAGGCAGCCAUGUUCAUUCUGGGCCAUGUUCUAUCUCCCUUCCCAAACUGAAUGAUCUUCCUGACCAACUCAUUACACCAGAUGUUGAAACAGAAGUCUAUGUUUCCCAUGUAAACUCACCAGACAGUUUUUUUGUCCAGUUGGUGGAGGAUGAAGACCAGAUUCAUUCUCUUGUGGAGCAGGUAAAUGUGGACCAACCAAGCAGUGACCCUGUGGGUGUGAGUACUUUACAGGAGGGCGAUGUGGUGGGUGCCAUAUUCCCUGAAGAUGAGUCCUGGUACCGGGCAGUCAUCAAGAAGGUGAACAGCGAUAGCUCAGUCCUUGUGGAAUUCAUUGAUUUUGGUAACCAAGCAACUAUUACAUCUAACCAGAUGAGGCGCCUAGAGAAGAGUUUCCUGGAAGUCCCUAAACUCUGUGUCCACUGCUGCCUUUAUGCUGGUUCCAGUUUACUGUCUGCUAAAGAAUGGAUGAUUAAAUUGAGAGAAACAACUGCUGAUGGAGAAGCUAAGAAAAUUAGCUGUGUUUUCAUCAAAAAGUUUGGCCUUGCCUGGAAGAUCCGUCUGCUUGAUUCUGAUGUUGCUGAACUCAUAGAUCAAAGGUCCCAAGAUUCUGCUCUGAUGGUUCUGUGAGGAGUACAUCAGUGUUGGAACCAACAGCAGCCAAGUGGGAUGAAACUGGGAUAAUCAAGAGAGGGGCAGCAUCACCACCUCAUCGGAUGAGGUAGUCAUCGGGAUCAAAAUUCUGCGACAACCACUAAUGAAUAUGUUUUGAAUUAUUUGAUUUCUAAAGGCACUUUACCGGAUUCAAAUGAUGGUUAUGACAAACUUUUAAUAUAUGUAGGCCUAUGCAUUUGGAAAUUUAAAUCAGAUUCUUGAGAGCUGUCCGGUUUUAAAGCAAGUUGUUGAGUGUGGCUGUACAGUACAUGAAAUGUUUAAAUAAAACCUAAUAUGUAUGACGUCUGACACUUUAGUCUUAAGCCCUUUACUGUAACCUUGAAGUUAUUAUUGUCACAAAUCUGAAGUGGGGGUGCAUUCUAGUAGAUCGUCUGCAGGCGGCAGUGACGGACUGUUCUGCAAGUUAUGUGGGGCGAAUUUUGUUAUGUCAAGGAGUACCCAGAUCUAUUCACACCGCACAGAAAUUGGCAUGGCUAACUUGGGACCUAGUUUUACAAGGUAGCUUAGGCCUAUAUCAUAUAAUGUAUAUAUAUUAAAAUCUCGAAAGAGACAAAUGAAUGUCCAUCUUAGUCCACCUUAUCCUGCAAGGUUACGAACGCAACUGGCAACGCCAAGACACAAACAUUGUAACUAAGGAAGAGACGGAUGUUGAAGUAGGAGAGCCUUAAAGUGAUGUCAGAACUCCAUCAGGCUGCAGCAUCAGGGAAUACUGAUCUAGUAGAGGACAUUCUGAGGCAGAACAGAUAUGAUCCCAAUCAGAGGGAUGUCGAUUGGAACAACAAGACUCCAUUGCACUGGGCUGCUGCUCGAGGUCAGGCAGAGAUGGUGCGUGUCCUGAUCGAGCAUGGAGCUCGGCCAUGUCUUUGUACAGAGAGUGGAUGGACUGCAGCUCACUAUGCAGCAGAGGCCGGGCGACUCCAGGUGCUGCGGAUGCUCCAUUUCUUCCAUGCACCUCUGGACAAAGAAGACUGCUGUGGGGACAAGCCCAUCCGGAUUGCGGAUAUUUAUGGCCACAAGGAAUGUGUGCAGUUCCUUAAAAGAGCAGAGGCGGAGCACCAGGAGUAUCGCCGUUCAGCUUUGCUAUCAGGAUUAUCUCUGGAUGACACAGAUGAAGAAUGGGAGGAUCAAAAGAAGGCCACAGACCACCAAAGGAUGCCAAAGAGUAUGAAGGCAAACCCGCCACAGAUGAAAUCAAAGAUUAACACUUAGGCAAGCAGUAAGAAGAAUGAAUAACCCCUGAAAUUCAUGGACAGCACAAGAAGUCACAUAUAACAUGGUACCAAUACCCUCUAAAGUAAUUGUUAUAACACAAAUGUGGAGCCUUACCUGAAAUGCAUUGCACACCGUAAAAGCAUAGUUCACAAUCUCAGACAUGGGUGUUGAAGUGUGGUCAGUCACCAGAACAGCGAAUCCAAAAACCCAUGUCACUCCAAAGAUUGGAGUUAGGAAGAUCACAGCUUUAAGGAUGCUUCUGAUGACUUCUUUGUCAUCUUGAGUACUGCCUUCAGACACAGCUGGUGUCAACAGUUUUGCAAUUACCACCAGCAUGGACAUC
Sardina pilchardus (European sardine) is the source of this 4452-nucleotide messenger RNA. RefSeq names its product ankyrin repeat domain-containing protein 66. Gene Ontology annotation, cellular component: nucleus. The record is from RefSeq and is a predicted model, not a curated record. The coding region runs from base 3570 to 4106 and encodes 178 amino acids. Gene Ontology annotation, molecular function: protein binding. The transcript has 8 exons. Lineage: Eukaryota; Metazoa; Chordata; Actinopteri; Clupeiformes; Clupeidae.